GUCGGCUGUCCUCUCACGACAACACCGUCCACGCUGAGCAGCGCUCGUGUGAGAAGAAUAGCCGGCCGCAGCCUCUCUACUUUCACGAUGGCCGACGAGGUCUCGAAGGCCCAGACCGCGCAGCCCGAAGUCGACACCAUCUUUGGGAAAAUAAUCCGAGGCGAAAUACCCACGGAAUUCAUUUAUGAAGAUGAUCAGUGCGUUGCUUUCGACGACAUCUCUCCCCAAGCUCCUGUGCACUUCUUGGUGAUUCCGAGGAAACCAAUAAGUCAGCUGUCGACAGCUGAGGAAGCGGAUGAAGCUCUCUUGGGUCACCUGAUGUUCGUGGCACAAAAGGUCGCGAAACAAAAAGGAUUGACGAGAGGUUUCCGUACUGUGAUCAAUGACGGACCGGAAGGAUGUCAAAGUGUCUACCACAUCCACAUCCAUGUGAUCGGCGGUCGCCAACUCACUUGGCCUCCUGGAUAAUUCGCUUGGCCGCAGACUAGUUCCUGAUUCCAAUUGGCUCAUUCUGAGACUUCUUUACUCGGAGUAUUCGAUGGAUAUUUUUUUCGACAAAAAAACUCUCAAUUGUUCUGUUCGACUCUCCCAA
Messenger RNA from Galendromus occidentalis (western predatory mite), 592 nucleotides. RefSeq names its product histidine triad nucleotide binding protein 1. The transcript is spliced from 4 exons. Bases 88 to 468 code for a protein of 126 amino acids. The record is from RefSeq and is a predicted model, not a curated record. Gene Ontology annotation, molecular function: catalytic activity. NCBI's taxonomy places the organism in Eukaryota, Metazoa, Arthropoda, Arachnida, Mesostigmata, Phytoseiidae.